AUGAGCGAAGAACUAGCGCCAAGUUUCUCCGCCGCAAACUAUGCCCACGAUGGGAAAGUUCAUAUUUUGCUGGCAGCGACAGGCUCAGUUGCUACAAUCAAAAUACCAAAUAUAGUCGCUUCGUUGGGGUCUCAGGACAAAUUUUCAAUCCGUAUUAUCAUCACGGAAUCUGCUGCCAAUUUCCUCAAUGGGCAGAGCGAUGAGCAGCCGAGUUUGCAACAAAUUCGGCGGAUGAAAGGCGUCGAAGGCAUAUACCAUGAUGAAGAUGAAUGGAAAAAACCAUGGGUUAGAGGGGCGGAUAUACUACAUAUCGAGUUACGAAGAUGGGCUCAUGUCCUUCUUAUCGCCCCUCUUUCCGCAAACUCACUGGCAAAAAUGGCGGUUGGGAUGGCGGAUAACCUCCUGCUCUCUGUCGUUCGAGCAUGGGAUACGUCCGGUACAAUUGAUACGAAAAAGCCAACACCACGGAUAUUUGUGGCUCCAGCAAUGAACACUGCAAUGUGGAGAAACCCACUCACGAACAGACAAGUUGAAAUUCUGGACACGAGCUGGGGCUUCCAACCUGAAACUGGAGGCGGUUGGGUCACAGUCAUAAAGCCAAUGGAAAAAGAGCUUGCAUGCGGUGAUAUAGGAGAUGGCGCUAUGGAAGAUUGGAGGAAGAUAGAGGCCAAGGGAUAUAGUGCUCCCGGUAAACCAGCAGCCAUACUUGAACCACCACCAACAAUCCUUAGGAGCACUGUCCAGGCCACGUUACUGGCAUACAGAGAAGCGCAGGCUGCGAGGGCGCUAGUAUCACUCAAGACAUCAAUUCCCAAUGCAGGGAAUCCCAUCACCGCACCCCAGGAAAAUGUCAACCCUAACAUGGCCUGGGGAUAG
Messenger RNA from Microsporum canis CBS 113480, 876 nucleotides. RefSeq names its product phosphopantothenoylcysteine decarboxylase. The record is from RefSeq and is a predicted model, not a curated record. The coding region runs from base 1 to 876 and encodes 291 amino acids. The transcript is spliced from 3 exons. Lineage: Eukaryota; Fungi; Ascomycota; Eurotiomycetes; Onygenales; Arthrodermataceae. Gene Ontology annotation, cellular component: phosphopantothenoylcysteine decarboxylase complex. Gene Ontology annotation, biological process: coenzyme A biosynthetic process. Gene Ontology annotation, molecular function: phosphopantothenoylcysteine decarboxylase activity; FMN binding.